Messenger RNA from Hyaena hyaena (striped hyena), 500 nucleotides. It is a transcript of the gene TIMM10, whose product is annotated as translocase of inner mitochondrial membrane 10. The transcript is spliced from 3 exons. The record is from RefSeq and is a predicted model, not a curated record. Gene Ontology annotation, biological process: protein insertion into mitochondrial inner membrane. The coding region runs from base 139 to 411 and encodes 90 amino acids. NCBI's taxonomy places the organism in Eukaryota, Metazoa, Chordata, Mammalia, Carnivora, Hyaenidae. Gene Ontology annotation, cellular component: mitochondrial inner membrane.
CUUCCGCUUUAGCCUACCUUGUUGCACGGUGAGAUUCUGGUGUUUGCUGCAAGUUGGGGACGCCGCGGGCGUUGAGAGUGGCCCCAGGCUGUGGACUAGGAGGCCAGAAGGAGAUCUCUUCCACGGUGCAGGGCUGCGAUGGAUCCGCUCAGGGCCCAGCAGCUGGCUGCGGAGCUGGAGGUAGAGAUGAUGGCUGAUAUGUACAACAGAAUGACCAGUGCCUGCCACCGGAAGUGCGUGCCUCCCCACUACAAGGAAGCAGAGCUGUCCAAGGGCGAGUCUGUGUGCCUGGACCGCUGUGUCUCCAAGUACCUGGACAUCCACGAGCGGAUGGGCAAAAAGUUGACAGAGUUGUCUAUGCAGGAUGAAGAGCUGAUGAAGCGGGUGCAGCAGAGCUCUGGCCCCGUGUGAGGCCCCAGGCAGUAUACACCCGGAAGUGCUCCCUGCCCCUUCCCACUUGUCUAAUAAAAGUGCCCUGUUGGGUGUCAUCUGUGAAGACU